Rhinolophus ferrumequinum (greater horseshoe bat) is the source of this 2045-nucleotide messenger RNA. RefSeq names its product lipolysis stimulated lipoprotein receptor (gene LSR). The record is from RefSeq and is a predicted model, not a curated record. Lineage: Eukaryota; Metazoa; Chordata; Mammalia; Chiroptera; Rhinolophidae. Gene Ontology annotation, biological process: establishment of blood-brain barrier; tricellular tight junction assembly. Gene Ontology annotation, cellular component: tricellular tight junction; plasma membrane.
AUGGUCACCUUCGAAAAUUCUAGAACUGGGCAGGGUGGGCUUGGAAUAGGGACAAGAAACGGAAGCGAAGGGAGGAGCGUGCACCCCUCCCAGCCUUGGUGCGCGCCGCGCCCCCUACCCUCUGGGUACCCGGGGAGGGGACGCGCGUACCGGACGAACCCAGAUGGCCGCGCUGGCGCCAAUGGCCCUGGGGCUCUCCUCGGACUGGGCUUCUACCCGGCCACCCGGAGUUGGGGCGCGGUUGUCUACGUGCUCUUUCUCGGCACCUUCUGCACAGUCCCUGCCAGCGCCAUCCAGGUGACUGUGUCAGACCCCUACAACGUGGUGAUCCUCCAGCCUGUGAACCUACCCUGCACCUACCAGUUGACCACGACCCCACGGCACCCAUCGAUCUGGAAGUACAAAUCUUUCUGCCGGGACCGCAUCGCUGACACCUUUUCCCCAGCCAGUGUCGAGAAUCAGCUCAAUGCCCAGCUGGCGGCUGAACCAGGCUACAACCCCUACGUGGAGUGCCAGGACAGCGUGCGCACUGUCAGGGUUGUGGCCACCAAGCAAGGCAAUGCCGUUACGCUGGGAGACUACUACCAGGGCCGGAGGAUCACCAUAACAGGAAAUGCUGACCUGACCUUUGACCAGACAGCUUGGGGGGACAGUGGUGUGUAUUACUGCUCCGUGGUCUCAGCACAGGACCUCCAGGGGAACAACGAGGCCUACGCAGAGCUCAUCGUCUUGGGCAGGACCUCGGGGGUGGCUGAGCUCUUACCUGGUUUUCAGGCGGGGCCCAUGGAAGACUGGCUGUUCGUGGUUGUUGUCUGCCUGGCUGUCUUCCUCGUCUUCCUCCUGCUGGGCAUCUGCUGGUGUCAGUGCUGCCCCACCUGCUGCUGUUACGUCAGGUGCCCCUGCUGCCCAGAGAAGUGCUGCUGCCCAGAGGCUCGGAAGUUGUAUGCUGCCGGCAAAGCAGCCACCUCAGGCGUCCCAAGCAUCUACGCCCCCAGCACCUAUGCUUACCUGUCCCCUGCCAAGACCCCACCCCCAGCAGCCAUGAUUCCCAUGGGCCCUGUCUACAAUGGUUACUCUGGAGACUUCGACAGGAAUAGCUCAGUAGGUGGCCACAGCUCCCAGGUACCGCUGCUACGUGACACAGAUAGCAGUGUGACCUCUGAAGUCCGUAGUGGCUACAGGAUUCAGGCCAGCCAGCAGGAUGACUCCAUGCGGGUCCUGUACUACAUGGAGAAAGAGCUGGCUAACUUUGACCCUUCUCGGCCGGGCCCCCCCAAUGGCCGUCUUGAACGGGCCAUGAGUGAAGUCACCUCCCUCCAUGAGGACGACUGGAGAUCCCGGCCUUCCCGGGGCCCUGCCCUCACCCCUAUCCGGGAUGAGGAAUGGGGUCACCACUCCCCACCAAGUCCUAAGAGGUGGGAGCAAGAGCCCCUCACCGAGCGAUCCAGGAGUGGCUGGGGGGCUGGGCGGCCCCGGGCCCGCUCUGUGGAUGCCUUGGAUGACCUCACGCGGCCUGGCUCUGUUGAAUCGGGGAGGUCCCCCCCAAGUAGUGGGAGGAGAGGUCGAGCUUAUGCACCCCCACGGAGCCGCAGCCGUGAUGACCUCUACGAUCAAGACGAUCCAAGGGGCUUUCCACACUCCCAGGAUCCCCACUACGAUGACUUCAGGUCUAGAGACCGCCCUCAUGCUGACCCUAGGUCCCGCCACCACCGCUCCCGGGACCCUCGGGACGAUGGUUCCAGGUCCAGGGACCCCCAAUAUGAUGGGCAACUUCUGGAAGAGGCCUUGAGGAAAAAGGUGCCAGCAGAGAGGAGACCUUACAGGGAGGAAGAGGAGGUCUACUACCCUCCAGCACCUCCCCCUUAUUCUGAGACAGAGUCCCAGGCCUCACGGGAGCGGAGGCUUAAGAAGAACUUGGCCCUGAGUCGGGAAAGUUUAGUCGUCUGACCUAACAUUUUGUAUGUAGUUUUUGUACUUUUUUUAAUUUGAGGGACUACUGAUGAUCUUUUCCUUUCUAAGUCUAAUAAAAUACGUGAUCACAAAGC